GUGAAACGGAGGCUGGAUCUGGAAACUGACCAUCAGUAUCUGGCUGGGAGCAGUGGGCCGUUCCGGGGCAGAGGCCGCCACCCAGGCAAAGGUGUGAAAUCUCCAGGGGAGAAGUCACGAUAUGAGACAUCGUUAAAUCUGACCACCAAACGCUUCUUGGAGCUGCUGAGCCGCUCAGCUGAUGGGGUUGUUGACCUGAACUGGGCGGCUGAGGUGCUCAAAGUGCAGAAACGGCGCAUCUAUGACAUCACCAAUGUCCUUGAGGGCAUCCAGCUCAUUGCCAAGAAGUCCAAGAAUCAUAUCCAGUGGUUAGGCAGCCGCACCAUGGUGGGGAUCAGUAAGCGGCUUGAAGGCUUGACCCGGGACCUACAGCAACUGCAGGAGAGCGAGCAGCACCUGGACCGCCUGAUGCACAUCUGUACCACACAGCUGCAGCUGCUUUCUGAGGACUCAGACAGCCAGCGCCUGGCCUAUGUGACCUGCCAGGACCUUCGUAGCAUAGCGGACCCUGCAGAACAGAUGGUCAUAGUGAUCAAGGCCCCUCCUGAGACCCAACUACAAGCUGUGGACUCUGCGGAGACAUUUCAGAUCUCUCUUAAGAGCAAACAAGGCCCCAUCGAUGUUUUCCUGUGUCCUGAGGAGAGUGCAGGGGGGAUCAGCCCUGGGAGGACCCCAUCCCAGGAGACAUCCUCUGGGGAAGACAGGACCACUGACCCUGGCACUGCAGGGCCUCCACCACCACCUCCCUCCACAUCCCCAACCUUGGAUCCCAGCCAGUCCCUGCUAGGCCUGGAGCAAGAACCAGUAUUGUCACGGAUGGGCCACCUGAGGGCCCCCAUGGAAGAAGACCAUCUGUCACCGCUGGUGGCUGCCGACUCACUCCUGGAGCAUGUUCGAGAAGACUUCUCGGGGCUCCUCCCUGGGGAGUUCAUCAGCCUUUCCCCGCCCCAAGAGGCCCUUGACUACCACUUUGGCCUUGAGGAGGGUGAAGGCAUCAGAGAUCUCUUUGACUGUGACUUUGGGGACCUGACCCCUCUGGAUUUCUGACAGAAGUCUAGGGAGCCAGGGUGUCUGGAGAUGCCCACCCUGUCUGCAGCUUUGGAGCCUCCUGCCCUGGGCCAUCCUUCCUGCCUCAUUGGAAAAGCACGACUUAUACUCUCUUCUCUGUGCAGUGGCUUCUGGGUCUGGGGUUUGGCUGCUGCCAGAUUGAGCAGAGCAAAAGGGGAAGGAUUUUGUGUGGGGUCUGUGUGUGUGUGCGCGCGCAUGCGCAAAUGUGCACCCCAUACUGCGCACUGUGUAGUUGGGAUGUAUUCUGUGUGUGUGUGUGUGUGUGUGUGUGUGUGUGUGUGUGUGUGUGUUGUGUACCGGGGAAUGAAGGUGAACACAUCUGUAUGUGUGCUGCAGACACAUCCUGCUGUGUCCACAUGUGUGCAUGAAUUCAUGUGUGCGCAUUGGGGUGGGGGUGGGGCUCUAACUGCACUUUUGGUGUCCUUGCUGCAGAGGCCUUGUGAGGCCCAGGGUGGCUGCCUGCUCCCAGAAUCCUGUGUGUCAGCCUGGCCAGGUGGGGUAGCUUGGCUGGCUGCAUUUGCAGGGCAGCAAUAGCACUGCUUAAAGGUUUCCCGAUCGAAGCUUUAAUGGAGCGUUUAUUUAUUUAUCGAGGCCUCUGGCCAGCCUGGGGAAUAAGCUAAGGGUUGGAGUGAGAUUGGGCUAAUACCCCAACUUCCUAUACUCUGAGCAAGGGCAGGGUCCCCUAGCUGUUUUGUUUUUUUUUUUUUUUU
Cricetulus griseus (Chinese hamster) is the source of this 1778-nucleotide messenger RNA. The record is from RefSeq and is a predicted model, not a curated record. NCBI's taxonomy places the organism in Eukaryota, Metazoa, Chordata, Mammalia, Rodentia, Cricetidae.